This is a messenger RNA of Myotis brandtii (Brandt's bat), 1778 nucleotides long. It is a transcript of the gene SLC52A2, whose product is annotated as solute carrier family 52 (riboflavin transporter), member 2. The transcript has 5 exons. Gene Ontology annotation, cellular component: plasma membrane. Gene Ontology annotation, biological process: riboflavin transport. Gene Ontology annotation, molecular function: riboflavin transmembrane transporter activity. The coding region runs from base 172 to 1512 and encodes 446 amino acids. Lineage: Eukaryota; Metazoa; Chordata; Mammalia; Chiroptera; Vespertilionidae. The record is from RefSeq and is a predicted model, not a curated record.
CCCGCCGGGCUCAGGCUCGGGGCCGCGGACAGCUCUGCACUCCCAGGUGGCGCCAAGCUGCGAAGCUAGAAAAGGUCUGCAGUUUCCAGAAGAGCGGACCCGCCUUCUUUGGACCGAGGUGGGGCAAGAGGAGCUGACCUGUGCCCUGUCCUGGGGGCCCAGCCUUGGCGAAUGGCAGCGCCCCCACUCGGCCGUCUGGUGCUGACCCACCUGUUGGUAGCCCUCUUCGGCAUGGGCUCCUGGGCUGCCGUGAACGGGAUCUGGGUGGAGCUGCCCGUGGUGGUGAAAGACCUCCCCGAGGGUUGGAGCCUCCCCUCGUACCUCUCUGUGCUGGUGGCGCUGGGGAACCUGGGGCUGCUGGUGGUGACGCUGUGGAGACGACUGUCCCCAGGCAAGGGCGAGCGGGCCCCCAUCCAGGUGGUGCAGGCACUGAGUGUGGCGGGCACUGCCCUGCUGGCCCCCCUGUGGCAGCAGGUGGCCCCCGUGGCCGGGCAGGAUCACUCCGUGGCCUUCCUGACGCUGGCCUUGGUGCUGGCGCUGGCCUGCUGUGCCUCUAACGUCACUUUCCUGCCCUUCCUGAGCCACCUGCCGCCUCCCUUUCUGCGGUCCUUCUUCCUGGGUCAGGGCCUGAGUGCCCUGCUGCCCUGCGUGCUGGCCCUCGCGCAGGGGGUGGGCCGCCUCCAGUGCCCACCAGCCCCCACCAACGGCACCCCGGGGCCUCCCCACUACUUCCCGGAGCGUUUUUCCGCCAGCACGUUCUUCUGGACGCUGGCUGCCCUUCUGGUCAUUUCGGCUGCCGCCUUCCAGGGUCUUCUGCUGCUGCUGCCGUUACCACCGUCCGUGCCCACAGAAGGCCUGGGGCCUGGCUGUCGGGUGGGAGCCCCAGGAGUGGAGGAGGAGGCGGAGGGAGAGGCCUCACCACUGCAGGAGCCACCUUUCCAGGUGGCAGGCACCACGCCCGGCCGAGACCCUGAGGCCCAACGACUGCUCUCUGCCCGCAGUGCCUGCCUGCUGGGCCUGCUGGCCGUCACCAAUGCACUGACCAAUGGCGUGCUGCCAGCUGUGCAGAGCUUCUCCUGUUUGCCCUAUGGGCGCCUGGCCUACCACCUGGCCGCGGUGCUGGGCAGUGCCGCCAACCCCCUCGCCUGCUUCCUGGCCAUGGGCGUGCUGUGCAGGUCUCUGGCCGGGCUGGGCGGUUUCUCUCUGCUGGGCCUGCUCUUUGGGGGCUACCUGAUGGCGCUGGCCAUCCUGAGCCCCUGCCCACCCCUCGUGGGCACGACUGCAGGGACGGUCCUUGUGGUGCUGUCGUGGGUGCUGUGUCUGGGGCUGUUCUCCUAUGUGAAGGUGGCUGCCAGCUCCCUGCUGCAUGGGGGCGGGCGGCCAGCAUUGCUGGCAGUUGGUGUGGCCAUCCAGGUGGGCUCCCUGCUUGGUGCUGUCGCCAUGUUCCCUCCGACCAGCAUCUACCACGUGUUCCGCAGCGGGAAGGACUGUGUGGACCUGUGUGGACCCUGAAGCUGGGCAGGUGGGGCUCUCACUCCAUCCCACCUGUGGUCAGGCUGGGGCUGCUACUGUGCCUGAUGCCCACGGUCCAGGGAGGCCCUCCCCACGCCGGGCAUGAACAUGGACACCUGCACACUCCACAGGAGAGCCUGGCACCUCAGGCCAGGCUGGGGACCACAGAGCAGGCCCAAGUCAGGUCCCGACUGGCGCUGUGGACGGGGCUUGGGCCUGGGCCCUGUGUGGGGUUUGCACAGUAAAGCAUUUUUUUUUCUGAGUCA